AAGUUGACCAUUUCGUCCUGUAAAGCCCUUGCAGAAAACUAAAACAUGGACUUUAUGACUGAUUGUGAUGUGCAAAAGUACAUAGAGGAUGGCUAUGUGGUCUUGGACGGACUGCUCAGCCCACAGGAGUGUGAUGAACUCAGGCAGAGGAUGACUGAAAUUGUGGAGCAGAUGGACGUCCCAGAGCACUGCCGCACCACGUUCUCCACCUACCACGAUGAGCAACUUAAAACACAGGGAAAUGCAGAUUAUUUUAUCACAAGUGGAGACAAGAUUCGAUUUUUCUUUGAAAAGGGAGUUUUUGAUGACAAGGGAGAGUUUAUUGUUCCCAAAAAUAAGUCACUCAAUAAAGUAGGACAUGCCCUUCAUGCAUACGAGCCUUUGUUUAAAAAGGUUACACAUUCACCCAGAAUACAGGGUAUAGCAAAAAAAUUGGGCAAAAGCAGGCCUGUUAUUUUACAAAGCAUGUACAUCUUUAAGCAACCAGGCAUUGGAGGAGAAGUAACACCUCAUCAAGAUGCCACGUUUUUGUACACUGAGCCACUGGGCAGAGUUAUGGGUGUAUGGAUAGCUUUGGAAGAUGCUACAGUCAAUAAUGGCUGCCUUUGGUUUAUCCCAGGAUCACAAAAGAGUGGCAUAACCCGACGUAUGGUGCGUACUCCAAAGGGCACCUAUCCACUGACAAACUUCAUUGGUCAGGAAAAGACAUAUGAAGAAGAUAAAUUUGUCCCUGCACCAGUUAAAAAAGGUGGUGUAGUCCUUAUCCAUGGUGAAGUAGUACAUCGAAGCGAUGAAAACAGAUCAGAAAAUUCCCGUCAUGUCUACACCUUCCAUAUGAUGGAGUCCCAGGACACCCAGUGGAGUCCUGAAAACUGGUUACAACCUACCGAAGAACUCCCCUUCCCACUCCUCUAUACAAAAUAAAAUGACUUAAAUAAAUAAACAUGUCAAUUCAAAC
Molecule: messenger RNA, 958 nt
Organism: Periophthalmus magnuspinnatus
Lineage: Eukaryota; Metazoa; Chordata; Actinopteri; Gobiiformes; Gobiidae
Gene: phyhd1
Product: phytanoyl-CoA dioxygenase domain containing 1
Exons: 11
Coding region: 46-924 (292 amino acids)
Source: RefSeq, a predicted model, not a curated record